Messenger RNA from Recurvomyces mirabilis, 2148 nucleotides. RefSeq lists its product as uncharacterized. The record is from RefSeq and is a predicted model, not a curated record. The transcript has a single exon. Lineage: Eukaryota; Fungi; Ascomycota; Dothideomycetes; Mycosphaerellales; Teratosphaeriaceae. The coding region runs from base 1 to 2148 and encodes 715 amino acids.
AUGAGUGGUUUGCCGCGACUACGGGGUUUGAAUCCUCUGCGUCUACUCAGCACCAACAACAACCGGGGUCGCUUCACAUACCAGCAAGUACCCAAUGGCGGCAAUGCCUCACCGUUUGACUUCCAGAAGUACUCAUGGCCGAGUGCGGCCCGGCGCAUCUCCUCUACGAAGCUUGUCGCAUUGGCGAUAGCAGGGAUUGUGGUCGUGGUCUUGCUGGCUGGAGGAGGGUAUAGAGGUGUUCAGAGACAUCAUGAUCGGCCGACGGAGGAUGAGGCGCCCUUGCCGUUCUACUGGCAGCACUAUUACCGCCUGAAUGGCUUCUACAAUGGCGUGAGGACGUUGGUGUCGGCGGCAGAGUAUGUGCCGGAGAACGGGUACAACAUCUCCAUCCCGCCGACACUAGAAGUGGACUCUGGAUUGGAGAAAUCGAUGUCGAGAUUACCCAAGGAGCCGCCGAUCGACCCGAUUAAAUAUGACCCUUACCCCUUCGGCGACGAGACAUAUCUCCGCGACUACGACCAGGUACAUCAAUGCUACCUCGACGCAGAAGAAAAGACACCUGCGCCAGAUGUCUACGCCUACCCGGCUGUGCCGCAGCACAUGGCCCUCCCGCUCUUUGGGGACUACAAAGAGCUGGGUAUGAAAGAGGAUGUCUGCUGGGAGCGAUUCGGAAGACUGGGCGCAUAUGGAUAUGGAUACGGUCCUGCUGAGGGCGGAACAGGACUGGGAAAUGAUUCGGAGAGUGCAGGGAGUGAGAAGGUGUUUGAGCGGGUGGGUCAUGUGGAUUACAGGGGGAUGGACUGGGGUGCCGCGCAACGACGAUGUUAUGAGAAGAAUGAGAGACGAUUUCGGGAGGAGCAGCCCAGUGGGAAGAAGCGGGUGCAGAGGCAUGCGUAUGUUUUGCGGACGUGGACGGGCUAUCAUUACUCGGAGCAGCAGAUGCUGUCGUUGCGUGCGAUGAUUAAUGAGUUGAGUUUGAAGAGUGGAGGGCAGUAUGAUGUUCAUCUGCUCGUGCAUGUCAAAGACGACCAUAUCCCGAUCUGGGCUUCCAAGGAUCUGUACCGGAAGACAUUAGAAGAGAAUGUCCCCAAGGAGUUCUGGAAUAUCAGUACCCUCUGGUCGGAACGGCUGAUGGAAAUGUACUAUCCCGAACCCUUCCCCGACAACUUCGCCAACAUGGCUGGCGCGGGAAUCCACGGCGUAUACCGCAGCGCGCAUUUCGCUUUACAAUGGUUCAGCCAGCAGAGACCCGAAUACGAUUUCUACUGGAACUGGGAGAUGGAUCUGAGAUACACAGGCCACUACUGGGAAUUCAACGAGAAGAUCGGGGACUGGGGCCGUCGGCAACCUAGAAAAGGAAUGUGGGAACGCGGCCGCCGUUUCUGGAUCCCCGAACUCCACGGCGAUUAUUCCAACUUCACCCAGUUCGUCGAGCGCGAAACCUGGGAGAAGGACGUAGCGGCGAACGAUAUCGAGCGUAGCGGUCCCGUUCCCAUCUGGGGUCCCGUCCAGCAAUUCCCACAUACGGGUAUGCUUUCCCCGCCCAACGCCACCAUACCACCUAGCUCCUACGAUGAAGACGAGUACACCUGGGGCGUAGGCGAGGAAGCGGACCUCCUAGUCUUCAACCCGCUCUUCGACCCCAGCUUGACCAACUGGGUCUUCUCCUGGGACGUCACGGGGUAUAACCGCUCCCUCCCCAUCCCCCCUCGUCGCGCCGCUAUCAUCACCGUCGCCCGUCUCAGUAAAAGGUUACUCGAUACCAUGCACCGCGAAACCUGGCAAAUGCGGCACACCAUGUUCCCCGAAAUGUGGCCUCCUGCAGUGUGCAUGCAUCACGGUCUCAAAGCUUUAUAUGUCCCGCAUCCGGUGUACUUCGACCGGGAUUGGAAUGUGGCGACUAUGGACCAGAGUUUGAAUUAUCCCAAGAAUAUCUGGGAGAGUCCUUUUGGGUGGGGGGAGCAUAAUUUGCUGGGGAGCUCGUUUUAUUAUAAUUCGGGGUUUUCGGGGGCGUUGUGGAGACGGUGGUUGGGGCAGAGUGAGAAUGGGGAGGGUGGGGGGGUGAGCGAGAGGGAGGGGAGCGGGAGAUUGUGUUUGAGGGGGACGUUGCAUCAUCCUAUUAAGCAUGAGAAUGGGCCGACGGAGUGA